CAUCUGGAAUCAGAAGAGUCAAGUUCCCUUCUGCAGACAGCAGUUUCAGUGUUGCAGAGCUCCUACUUGGACUCUACAUCUCAGGAUGGUUUUCAGUACAGCCAAGCAAUUCUGGUGGAAAACCAUGUUUUUCUGAGUGAGCUCAAAGCUUUUGCCCAAGCAAAGGAAGCUGCUGGAUACAGCCAGGAGGAGCUGGAGGAGACCUUUGCAUUUCUCCUGUUUGAUAAUGAAGAAGAGGCAAAAGAGGUGUGUCAGACAGGCCUCCGUGUAAACAGCAGUUCUAUUUCCAUACUUGGUGACCCAGCAAAAGGGGUUUAUAUUUCUAAGUAUGCAGACUGUCUUCAUCCGAGACCCUGGUAUCAUGGAAAAUCAGGCUAUAUUGUAAUUUGUAAGCUAAUUAAGGGGAAGGUCAAGGUGGUAUCUGAGAAUUACACAACCAGCUAUACCUGCCCAUCUCCCGGCUACGACUGCCAUGUCGCCGUAAGCAGAAGCAACAUACUGUCGAAGGCCAGCCACUGCCAGGCCUUCGAGCAGAGCCAGUAUUACGUGUAUGAAGUGUCCGAUGGCAGCACUGCUGAGCGGCCCAGGCAGAUUUGCCCUUACAUAGUCAUCGCCUGCCAGUACAGGGAGCCGAAGGAAAUGCCCGUCUUAGCUAUAGAGAGCCUACCUGAGCUUAAUCACAAAGCAUUGUACUGUCCAUGGAGGGGGCAGCUCUCCAUCCGGGGCCAGCUUUUGUGCAACAUCGCCCUGAGGACCCCAUACAGCUCCACGAUUCCAGCCCAGCUGCCUCCCAACCUGGACAUUAACCAUGUCAUGGGUUUGUCCGACUUGAAGAAAAAGCUACCAGAAGCUGCAUUUGGGAAAAGAAAUUACACUGAGAAUGAAGUCUGCUUUCAGGGUGUUUACUUCAGUCUGUAUGAAGUAGAAAUAUCAAGUAAGGAUCAAUACAAAAUGGAUCAGUUAGUAGAAAAGCUAAAGGAAAAAGACUUGGCAAUCAUCAAAUAUUUACAAGACCAAGGAGCCCUUAUCCUCCUCACGUCCUCUGCUUUGGCACGAGAUGAUGGGUUUGACCCCAAGGAGCCUGUCAGCCUCCUGGCCCUGUUUCUGUUCACCUCAUCCCGGUCGGUAUGCCUGAGAGUUGAAAAGCAUGAUCCAAAAGAUGAAAGGGAAGGUGGUGAUGAUAGUGACAUCUCAUUAAAAAUAGCAUCAGUUUUGCCUGGACUUCGCUAUGCCUUACAGAAAGCCACGAGUUCUUCAUGGGGGGAUGCAGUCAGUACCAGCUUAUGUAUCAAACAGCACUUCCAGGAGUACGCAAAGCUUGAUCAAAAUACACAGCCCACCUCUGGGCAAAACUGCAAAGUUCCCCUUUCUUCUCUCCUCUCACCAACUGAGGAUGAAUGUACUGAUCCCUUCAAAAAACACUCAGAGCAGUCUUUCUCCCAGCUGCAGCAUUAUCUGUCUGAUCCCAGCAGCUAUACUCUGGAAAUGUCAGCUGCCUUAGGAUGUUUGACUGGUGCUGUUCAGUCUCUUUGCUGCGAUUCAGAGGCCGAUUAUAAAGUGGACUUCUGUUCAGCUGUGCCACCAGACCCUAUUAGUCCCAACACAGCAGCGGAAAUAAAAGUCAAAAGUGAAAACCCACAGCCCAGUGUGGGGCUGGACCAGAGUGGUAAAGGGCCCACAAAAGAUGUCAACUCAGCCAGCAAGCUGUGGGUACAGCAGAGCAGGAGAAAAUCCAGCCGAGCUAUUGUGACCAGCACCAGGAAGAAAUGGUCACCCCUCAAGAUGCAAAUGCAUCCUAUGGGGGACAGCAGCAGGAACAGGAAAGCAACCAAGAAGAAGAAAAUCAACAUCGCUUUCUCUUUUCCUAAAAAGCCAGGGUUCGCGGCCAGUUCCAACGAGCCCAUGCUUAAAUUAGCCAAUUUGCAGUUUCCACACAGAAGGAAAAGAGGUGCGGAGGUCCUGUCUGCAGAAUUUGUGCACAAAGCACAGUCUGAACCUGUUCAGAAGGAAACCUCAGCUCCUGACGAUCCUGGCUUGGAAACAAAGAGACUAAAGAUACUGAAGAACCCAGACAUGAAAAAGGUUCCUGUUGCUGAGACCAUCACGAAGCCAGUGAAAAGUAAGACGCUAAAAAGUGUGGCUAACAGCCCAUCAAAACCUCAAGCCAAAAAGCAAGCAGAAAGUGAGUGGAAGGAGCCAUUUUCUGUCCUCCCAAGCGAAGUUUCUUCCCAAUGCCAUGGAGCAGAUGGCCAAACAAGUGAGAUUUGCCCAGGCGGGGUUCCUGAUCUCGGUUUCGUUCUGAAGGGAAACAACUAUGAGUCCCAUGCCUUGAACUUGCUGGCUGAUCUGGCUCUGGGUUCUUGUAUUCCUUCAUUUAUCCCCAGGGGCAGUGGGAUGAUCGCUGUGUCCUGCAGCCCCUCCAGCAACUCUGCAAAGGAGCAGCAGAGUCAUCGCAAGCACAGAUCCUUGCGUGUUGCUUCUGACCAUGAAUACCAUAGGGUAGACAAGCUUGCAAAGGGAGCAACCUGUCCUAGCAAAGUAUCACCAAACCAGAAGCUUUCUCCUGCUGAAAAAAUAGACUUAAAUGAUUUGGCUUCUAUUCCCAGGGAGAAAAGCCCUGGGAUUUUCAGCAAGAAGAACAGUGCGAGCCCUAGCCCUGCAAAACCCCAUGCAUUGCCUCCAAGAGAGACUCAAGAAGCUGCUGAGGUGAACAAGCACUCCUUCAUCUCUGCUGAGCACUCAUAUGCCUCACAGAUGCCUGAGCACUCAAAGAAACACAUGUAUCCCAGAGGUGCUCCCUACCCUGGCCCAGCACCUUCCAGAAAUGGGACCAGGAAUGCCCGAGCAGGACCCCUGGUUGGGAAAGUUCUGCCUUUCCGCCACCAGCAGAGCAGCACCCACCUACAGCGGCCCUUCGAGGCCAUGGCGAUGAGGCGCAGGAGCAACCUGCUCUCCCCCCGGCUGAAAGAGGACUUUGCCAAGUCCCACACAGUGAACAUCUGUGGCGAGUCUGUGAAGGUGACGUGCCAUUGGGAGGCAGAGUAUCUCUUCAAUUUGGACAGCAGGUACACCAACGAUGCCCUGGAGAAAACAGUCAUCCGUGCCCUGCAUGGGCCCUGGGACCCCGAUCUGCCCGAUGAUGUGGAAGAGAUGAAGCUGAUCCUUCAUAUGUGGGUGGCUCUCUUCUACAGCAAACCCAGCAAACUCCUGAGCAGCACGAGGAAGGUGGUAGAGCACAGCAACCCCGAGAAGUAUGUCUCAAUAAACAGCAGUGGGGACUUUCUUGAGCUGAGUGAUGAUGGUGAGGACUGUUUUGGGUUGGAGACAUGCCCUGCAGACUCUCGGUCAGACCCUGACCAGACUCCCAGCAGCUCUCUGGAUCGCAGCACAUGUUGCCAGGGAUGUUUCUGCCCAGAAGAGAGCCCUGCAGACUCUCAGACUGAUGAUGACGGGACUCCUGGUGUUGUCGAUAGCACAGUAUCGUCUUCUUCAGUGGAGCUGCCCUGUGGGGAGGAGGAGCCUUCCUCCACAAGCUGUCCCGAGAGCCUUUCCCUCAUUGAACAUGCCGAUGAGAGCCUGGCUGUGAAAGACAGGCAGCUGGCAGUCAUUCCUGAGCAGUGUGUGCGUGAUGUCUCGACCAUCGCUGCGAAGGAGCCACCCAGGGAGGGACUGCUGGACGCUAUGAUGACCCCCAGCCCUUCCGAUGAGCUUGGCAAUGCCAGCAAGCCUCCAGCUGCACCGAGCAAGGAAAACGCAUGCAGCCAAGCCCCAAAUUCCAGUAUGGCUCCCUGGAAUGAUGCCCUGUGCACGCUGCAUGGACGUGGAGAGCAGCAGGAGAGCACGUGGGCAGCAGGGUCAGGAGGUGGCCCUGGCCCUCCCAAGGAUGGAGAGGGCAUGGAAGAUGCUGGGCACUGUAUGGAGGUUGAGGAUGGCAGCUGGGCCACCAGCAACGGACUGGAAUGUGCCUGUGAUUCAAUGUCCUUAGAAGCGAGUCCCAAAAGUGCAAAGCUGGAUGGAGCCAGUGAGGAAGGCAGGGAAUCACAAGACACCUUUGGACAUCCAGAAAAAGAGGAGGAAGAAGUGGAGGAGGGAAAAAAAGAGAAAGAGGACUCUGAGUAUGAAAGCACAGUCCUGGGGCCUAUUGAUUUAGUAUUUUCUGAAAGCAGUGAUGCUGACAUAGAGCGUGAACUCAGCGAGCAGAAGCGAGUGAAUUUGGCAUGUCUGAAGGACUUUGACGUUCCUGGAGAGGGCCCUGUGCCCAGCCCCACUGCCUUAGCAUCCUCCUGCCCAGGCAGAUCAACACCAGUGCUGUCAGAUGGGACUGGGACUGGCCCCCGAGGACUUCCUGGUGAGAUGGCACCAAGCCUGCACACACUGCAAGAACCCUGGGAGACUCUGGCCGCCUCAAGUGCAGAGACAAACAGCAUUGGUUUGGCAAACACAGCUACUCCAGCCAAUGUGGGGUCGCCCCGUGACAGUGGGUUGAUGCUGCUGUUAUCACCUGAUCCCAGCCUUGUCUGUGGGGCACAGCCAGACAGCAUUACAGGCAACUUGGGACCUGCCAGAGAGGCGCUGGGGGAAAGCUUGGAGCAGAAAGACAAGGAUCGUGCGCCCUCUGCAGAAAGGUGGGUGCCUGCUGGGAGCAAAGCUGCCGGCACAGCUGGCCUCGAGUCACUGUGUGGCCAGGGACUGUCACUAACCUCGUCUCCUGACUCCAGUUCUGUCUGCCUCACAUCACUUGAUGGAGCAACAGAUCCUGGGACAGCUCCAGAGGACCAGGAGGCCAUGGCAAGCAUCCAGUCUCCAUCACAGAGCUACCUGGGAGAGAGCAGCUGCCUUUCCCAAAGGUGUGGAGGUGAUGUUUGUGCAGACCUCACUUCGCUGAGCCCUUGUGAAUCAAACCAAGAAGGGAACAAGGUUUUGGUGGAAGAACAGCAUAGCAGCCCUUCUGCCAACCCCACAGAUGUGCUGGAUGAGUCCUUGGGAGUGGGUGAUGGCCAGGCCUUCGCCUUCAACUGUACAGCCUUAACAGGUGACUUUGAAGCUGCGGGGAGCAAUGAUGUGUGCCUCGGUGCCGGGAAGUCCCCCAGGAGUGACAAAGCAAACACAGCAAUGGUGGCUAACGCACCACAGGAGCCAGAGACCUCUCUUCAUCACCUCUUGAAAUCAGAGCCCUCCUCCUCAGUGAGAGAGGGGAUGUCUGCCAUGAAGGAGCACCCCAGGCAGCAGCAGAGCUCCCCAAACAGCCUGUCCCCACCUGUCCACAGAGGCUCAGCUCCUGCUUCUCCGCCACAGCAGGACCCUCUCCCCCAUGGCGGAGAUGCAGACCCCCACACACACUUGUUAGAGCAAAGCGAGCAGGGACCAAUCCUGUACCAACAUGGGAAGCCCUGCGAGCAAGUAGGUGCUGCAGAUGUGAGUGUGGAUGCCAAGAGCCCAGAUGGCUCCUUAAAGCCCAGAUGUGCAGAAGAGGUGAAAAAAGACGUGGGUCCAUGCCAUGCAGAGCCAGCAAAGAGCUCCCCUGUGGAUGCGCUUGUGUCACGUAACUCGAGAUCUGUGCCUCCUUCUGCUCCGCACAACCACAAGGCAGGUCUGCACAACCUCGAGCCAGACUCAGUCCUCAGCGUGCACCCGGAGACGUGUUCCCCCAGCGUGAGCCUGGCUCCAGAUGGUGCCCCAAGGUCCUGUUGCAUGGGACAGCUGCCACCAGGCGCCUGCUCCGGGUAUGGCAGCCCUGGGGGCCAAGCAGCAGAUGUGGUAGGGAGCCAUGAGAAGGAACCUGUGCCACAUGAGGAUUUAGAAGGAGGAAGCAGCAUCCCUCUUGCCAGCCCUGCAUCUUUUUCAGCAGGGGAGUUGCUCAUGCCAGUAUGCAAGCCCCAGUCUGUGUGCAACCAGGGUGAGCACGAGGCCAAGGGAGCUGACGUGUUUGUUGAUCUGCACCAUGCCAGCGUGGAGGUGGGAGAGGGAGAAAUCCCCACUCUCCCCUUUCCAGUGUUGCCGUUACAUCGACACAGGGGGCUCUCUGGAGAAAGCCUAGAGCUUAGUGACGCUGAGGAUAUUUUGGACGUGCUUCCAAGGGCAAAGCAGCUCCCCAGCAAAGACAGAUGCAUGGGCUUGACCUCCGAGGAUCUAUCUGAGACUUUCUCCAGUAACUCAGACCAGGAGUCUUUUGGGGAGACUUCACAGUCCUUGCUUACAGCCAGGAGUUCCUACAGAUCUGUGGAUGCUGCAAGCGCAAGGACUAACUGCGACUCCUCCUCUGCGAGCUUGGUGCAUGUGGAGGGGCGCAGCGAGGAUUGGGGCUCGCUGGGCGCAGAGGGGGGCUGCUCACGGGCUCAGCAUGGCUGGCCGAUCGGCCCGGGGGAAGCCAGCAGCGGGCACAUUCCACAGUAUGUCAAUAUUAGGGACAUCCAGGGGAUCACCAAGGACUACCGGAACUUUGUGGUCACCAAAAAGUGCCAGGAGAGGAUGGGAAAUUUGCAGCCUUCAAAGAGGCGCAGACACUGCGCGGGGCAGCCGCAUUUGUUAAGGUCACUGAGGGGGACUUGGAGGGGUUUUGAGGAAAUCACCCAGCACACUUUGGACAUGGAGUGUCUCCGUUUCCAUUAUAAGCUAAAACAAAUCCUAAGGAGUGGGAAACCACCCUUUUCUACCUCCAAAAGCAUCUUUCCACAAGACUUUUCUCCCCAGGUGAUGUCUGAGACCUUGCCUGUACGAGAAGCUCCUGUCCCGCUCUCCCCGCGGAGCAGGAGCCCUUUGCAGGUGACGAUCCUGCCCUCAGACACAUGGCUGAGCGGGCUCGGCUGGCACCAGCGAAGCAGCUGGCAGGGGGACCCGUGUACCCCAUGGCAGGACACACUCUGCGACGAGAGGAGCAGGGCCAGAUCCCGAACCACAAGCCAGGGCCGCGCUGCUCCCUUCCACCUCGGCAAACUUAAGUACGAUGAUAAGCUAAAGGACUCGCGGGGGGACAUCGCAGUCAUCCUUGAUGAGUACGCUGAGUUCAACAGGGUGAUGCUGAGCAGGGCUGAUGCGGGGAGCGAGGGCGGAGGGCCGGUCCUGGCACAGGGGGAGGCCACGAGCGAGUGGACCUGCGCAUCCCUCCCCGGGAGGAUGGCCGCCUUCAAGGAGAUGAUCGAGGACCUGUACAGCGCACUGCGUUUCCACCUGCGCAGCGUGGCCAAGGAGGCCUGCGGCCAUGCCAGCAUGUUCUACCUGGUGGAGACGGGCAAGGACCCUUUCUUUGCAAGAGUGAAGACCUUGCUGAAGAAAGAUGGCCACGUGGAGAUCGAACCUCUGAGCUUCUGCGAAGCGGAACACCUGGAUACUGACAGGCUGCUUGUUGUCAUCAGGAACGAAGACAUUUCCUCACACAUCCACAACGUCCCAUGCUUGCUGAAGCUGAAGCACUGCCCGAACGUGGCAUUCGCCGGAGUGGACAGUCCCAAAGAUAUAACAGGUCACACAUACCAGGAGCUGUUUCAUACUGGUGGCUUCAUGGUGUCAGACAACAAGGUGUUGGAAACGGUAACGCUGGGCCAACUGAAAGAGGUGGUGAAGGUGCUGGAGAAGCUGAACAGAAGUGGGAGGUGGAAGUGGUUCCUUCACUACAAGGAGAGCAAGAAGCUCAGAGAAGAUGUCAGGGUCGACGCCAACGCCCGCAAGAAGCACUUGAUCCUCAAAUCGUGCCAAGGAGCCGAUCUCAUUGAGGUGCUGCACUACCACGCCUGUGACUCCGGGUUGCCCCCCAAAUCUGAGUACAUCAAGUGCUUGUUGAACCUGCAGGUUCAGCACGUCAGCGCCAGGUUCGCCGUGUAUCUCACAGAAAAGCCCAGCGUUAGCAGGGAGGUCCUCGAAAGCAAAGGAAUCCUCGUGGCCGACAUCAAUGCUUUCCUUGGGACGGUGCAGAAAGCAGCUGCCCCAUUUAGAAGAAGCUACUGGUGAUGAAGCGAAGCCGCGGCACGGCUCCUCCCCAGACCCUGCGGGGCCGGUUUAGGCAUCCUCAUCCUCUGCGGGACAGCCCCUGCACCCCGUUGGGUUUGGGGUGCUGCACACAGGAGCCGUGGGCAGAGAGGUGAUGGGGGAAGGUUGGUUCUAGUUCUGUAUAUAGAAAUUAUUUAAAGAUGGCUAAUGCAAAUCCUCCCGGGGAUUCACUCCCUGCCAUCAAGUUGCAUAUAGGACAGAGGUUAUUUUAACAUUACACAGUUUUAAAUUAUUGGAGUGUUUUCAAGCUAUUAGUGCAGCUGACAUUGGAAGAAAUAGGAAAAUAAAAUUAAAAAAAAAAAAAGCCUUUUACUUGAAAGUUAGGGGCGAUACGAGUCCACAAUAAUAAAAGCAUUUUCUACAUGGCUGUUGCUGUACAUACUGUACGCAAGACGCCCGUGUUAGCCACUGGGGUGGGUGUCCAUUUUAAAUGGGUGUUCAGGACCACCGCCUGAGUGUCACUGAGCCUGUAGCAGUCUGCUCCACACUACGUUUCAAGUCGCCCCGUUGCCUCUUGGUACCAUUUAACUGCUGGGACUUGAGUGCAUUCCAGCACGUGGAAGUCUUUCUUGUAAAUAGCCAGACGACAGGACCCAGGAACAAAAAAGCUCUUAUUUAUGGUA
Messenger RNA from Haliaeetus leucocephalus (bald eagle), 8606 nucleotides. RefSeq names its product family with sequence similarity 208, member B (gene TASOR2). Gene Ontology annotation, biological process: negative regulation of gene expression, epigenetic. The record is from RefSeq and is a predicted model, not a curated record. The transcript is spliced from 23 exons. Bases 640 to 7944 code for a protein of 2434 amino acids. Lineage: Eukaryota; Metazoa; Chordata; Aves; Accipitriformes; Accipitridae. Gene Ontology annotation, cellular component: nucleoplasm.